Messenger RNA from Physeter macrocephalus (sperm whale), 1259 nucleotides. RefSeq names its product 60S ribosomal protein L7-like. The record is from RefSeq and is a predicted model, not a curated record. Gene Ontology annotation, cellular component: cytosolic large ribosomal subunit. Gene Ontology annotation, molecular function: RNA binding; structural constituent of ribosome. NCBI's taxonomy places the organism in Eukaryota, Metazoa, Chordata, Mammalia, Artiodactyla, Physeteridae. The transcript is spliced from 2 exons. The coding region runs from base 1 to 588 and encodes 195 amino acids. Gene Ontology annotation, biological process: maturation of LSU-rRNA from tricistronic rRNA transcript (SSU-rRNA, 5.8S rRNA, LSU-rRNA).
AUGCCCAACAUUGUCAGGUAUAAAAUGGUGUACACAAGAACGGAAAUUCGAAUGGCUAGGAUGGCAAGAAAAGCCAGCAACUUCUACGUACCCACUGAACCCAAAUUGGCAUUUGUCAUCGGGAUCAGAGGUAUCAGUGGUGUGAGCCCAAAGGUCCGACAGGUGUUACAGCUUCUUCGCCUCCAUCAGAUCUUCAGUGGCACCUUUGUGAAGCUCAACAAGGCUUCAAUUAACAUGCUGAGAAUUGUGGAACUGUACAUUGCGUGGGAGUACCCAAACCUGAAGUCAGUAAAUGAACUGAUCUACAAGUGUGAUUAUGGCAAAAUCGGCAAGAAGCGAAUUGCCCUGAUGGAUAACACGUUCAUUGCCCGAUCUCUUGGCAAAUAUGGUAUUAUCUGCAUGGAGGAGCUGAUUCAUGAGAUCUAUACUGUUGGAAAACGUUUCAAAGAAGCAAACAACUUCCUGUGGCCCUUCAAAUUGUCUUCUCCACGAGGUGGAAUGAAGAAAAAGACCACCCAUUUUGUAGAAGGUGGAGAUGCUCGCAACAGGGAAGGCCAGAUCAACAGGCUUAUUAGAAGGAUGAACUAAGGUAUCUACCACGAUUAUUUUUGUAAUCUGGUCAGUUAAUAAACAGUGACUGCUUUCAAAUUGAAAUUAAAUAAAGAAGGAAAAUAAAAUGGUGUACAUAGUAUAACAAAAAGCAUAUAGGUAGGCAGUCGAUCUAUACAUAUUUGCUUGCAAUUGCGUGGAAUCUCCCUGGAAGAAUACGUGAGAAACUUAUAAAAAGCCAUGAUAGGUAACAGUGCUCUUCUGAGCCCUAUUGGAGCUUAACGCAAAAGGAAAAAUCUGUAAUACUGACCUUGUUUUUAUUUGAAAUUUUGAUAUUUUUGUUUGUCAUGGAUUUUUUUCCAUUAAAUUUUAAACUUCCAUUAAUUUUGGUUUUAAAGUAUUACAUAAAAACAAUAUCUCGAUUACUGAGGUUUGAGGCACCCCCUUUGCAUUGUGGGCCCAAGAUGGGUGAGGGACCUCUUCACCCUAGUCUUGGUUCUCACUCCCCUUUCAUACUGUUUGACUUUAUUUUCACCACAUACAAAUAUGGCUUAUUCAAAAAUAGGGGAAAAAUGCAUUUAGCCACAAGUGGUAUUUGGAACCCUUCGCGAUCGCGGUUCUUAGUCUUUUGGGGGUUAUAGAUCCCACAGAGAAUCUGAUGAAACUACAAACUCUGCACAUACAAACUAUAUUCUGCAUUUAAUUUCAAG